AUGGGUAGUAUCACGCCCUCCAUUGAAGACUACUCUGUUCCUGAAGAGGCCGCCCGCGUCUUCCACGAUGGCAUCCUACAGAACCCGCUGAUCAAGGCAUAUUUGCUGAGUGACUAUGAGGCGGACGCGAAGCUCAUCAGAUUCGAAGGCAGUGCCUCUCCGUCGCUACCCAUAAAUUGGCGCUUCGCUGAGAGUGUCUCUGCGCUGAAGGCUUACGAGGCUCUCGUUGUGAAUGCACUGCGGAAACGAAAAUAUGGCGUCGAACCCGCCGAGGUUGUCGUUAACACUGAUCACGCUCAGCUGUUCAUCAUGUCCACCUUAAUUUGGACUCUGGACCCCGAGGGCAAAGCAAUAACACUCGGGUCGCUCUCGGACCCAGAGAGUGCCAAAGAGUAUGGAAAGUACUUUCCCAACCGCGACAAGCACGCCGCAACCAGCUCCUUUCAUCGCUUGGCUGCCACAAACAUCUAUAAGACCAAGGACGGUCGGUUUUUUCACGCUCACGGCUCUAUGAAUCCCGAUCCGACCAUCUCUUCCCUCAAAUUGCCUCUCGAUGCCCCAACCCCGGCCCCAGACCUCGAGACCGCCACCGCUCCUUUCCAGGAGGCCUGCGCUCAAUACACCGCGUCCGAGCUACAGUCCCUUGCCGACACGCACCGACAAGCCGGCACCAUCGCCUGGACCGUCGAGGAGUACAACACUUCCCAACACGGCCGCGCCAAUGCUCACGUCGGGCUCUUCGAGAUUCACCAGCACCCCUCCGCGUCGCAAAAGGCAAGUUGGUGGCCUGACCCGGCGCCCAGCUCGAGUGUGCAGCCAUCAGCGGAACGGCCGUUGGCGGGGCUGAAGGUCGUGGACCUGACGCGCGUGAUCGCGAGUCCGGCGGUGAGUCGCGGCCUGGCGGAGCUGGGUGCGAGUGUGAUGCGUGUGACGUGUGAGGACGUCACGGACAUGAGCAGCUUGCAUCUGGAUCUGAGUCACGGGAAGUGGAACUGCUUCCUGAACCUGCGGAAGGAGGAGGAUCGAGAAACGCUGAGGGGGUUGGUGAAGGAGGCGGAUGUGUUCUUGCAGGGGUAUCGCCCGCACGUGCUGGAUAAGUAUGGGUUUGGACAAGAGGAUGUGUUGAAGCUGGUGGAGGGGAGGGACAGAGGGAUCGUGUACGCGAGAGAGAACUGCUAUGGGUGGCAAGGAGAGUGGAUGGGGAGGAGUGGUUGGCAGCAGAUUAGCGAUGCGUGCUGUGGGGUGAGUAUUGAGUAUGGAAGGGCCAUGGGCCUUGCGGAUGGGGAGGCCGUCACGCCGGUAUUUCCCAACAGCGACUAUUGCACUGGUAUCGCGGGGACGACUGCGAUUAUGACGGCUCUGCUGCACAGAGCCGAGCAGGGAGGUUCGUAUACUGUUGAUCUCGCGCUUAACUACUACUCCCGCUGGUUGACGUUCUCCGUCGGCACCUAUCCCAAAGAGGUCUGGAAGCAACUGCACGCACUUCACGGCAACCCCGUUUUCCGCCAUUAUCACAACAUGAACUACACCAUCCCGGCUCUCAUCAAGUGUAUCAAGCAGAACUGUCCUGACAAGCUGUUCCGCCCAGAGUUCUUCGACCGGUAUAAGGUCAAGAAUCUGGGAGGUGUGGAGGUGCAGGUCGUCAAGCCGGUGGCGAAGUGGGUGAACGGUGAAGUCAAGCCAGGUUAUCAGGUGGGCACGAGAGGGAACGGCGUCGAUCAGCCACGAUGGCCCGAGGAUCUGGGAGUUGAAGUUGUUGUGUAA
Messenger RNA from Cyphellophora europaea CBS 101466, 1764 nucleotides. RefSeq lists its product as uncharacterized. Gene Ontology annotation, molecular function: catalytic activity. The coding region runs from base 1 to 1764 and encodes 587 amino acids. Lineage: Eukaryota; Fungi; Ascomycota; Eurotiomycetes; Chaetothyriales; Cyphellophoraceae. The transcript has 5 exons. The record is from RefSeq and is a predicted model, not a curated record.